AGGAAUAUAAGCUGAUCAGUUUUUCAACUGCAUGCAUACGGCCCAUGCUUAAGUGAAAAACAUAGAGCAAGAGAAUUGAUAUUGACGGUUUAGCCUCCUUUUGGUGCGAAAUGCUUUCCACGUUUCUAGUUCUGUUUUUUCUACAAUCAGUCUCUUCUAGGAAUUUGAACCGAGUUGAAAGUCCGAUUCCUAUGGAGGAAGCUCCCUUAAACGGCUGUCAAAAUGAAGAAGAAUGCGAGUAUGGCUCGCGGCAGCGCGUGGGCCGCUCGAGUGUGCUUACACAGAAGCGCCAAGUCCCUUGUGACACCCUCCCGUCGCACCUGCAGCUAAACUGUAAUCUUUUUAUGGGCAAAAGACGGGAUGAUUUCUCUAGACGAACAUAUGAACGCCCACGUAGCUUUGUGAACCCUUUACAGUUUCAAGACCCCGUUCCAAGAUGCACAAAAUUUACCUGCCGUUUCAACCCAAGUGGCAAAAAGAAAUUUAUGGUUAAGAAAGGUGUCCGUGAUACUGCACUGAAGGAGGACAACAUGGGUGAUGUGACCUCAGACACCAACUCAAAAACUUGCACCGAUCCAACAGACUUGUUUUGCUACAGCAGUGGAGGAGCUGGACGAAAGCGAUCGAUUCCUGAAAUAGACCAAAACUGCUCAGAUCCAGAAAAUAGUCAGACUUCAAUAUGCCGCUGGGGAAGUCAAGUAGGAAAAAAAAGUUUUUCCGAUUAGGAGAUGAGCACGAUUGACAAUAAGAGGUGAUUUGAUUUAUGAGGUUAGAUAACUCUGUGGCCGCCCUUGAGUGUAACAACGAAACAAGAAUAUCAGUUAGGAGAAAAUGCUAUUGGUCUCCAGACUUCUUUUCUUUGCUGAUUCUUAACAAUAUAAAUUUCUGUGUUAUAGAUUAAAGCUGUGGAAUAAAAGCGUUUUUAUGUGCC
Molecule: messenger RNA, 931 nt
Organism: Stylophora pistillata
Lineage: Eukaryota; Metazoa; Cnidaria; Anthozoa; Scleractinia; Pocilloporidae
Source: RefSeq, a predicted model, not a curated record